Messenger RNA from Trifolium pratense (red clover), 1410 nucleotides. RefSeq names its product pentatricopeptide repeat-containing protein At1g55890, mitochondrial. Bases 63 to 1205 code for a protein of 380 amino acids. NCBI's taxonomy places the organism in Eukaryota, Viridiplantae, Streptophyta, Magnoliopsida, Fabales, Fabaceae. The transcript has a single exon. The record is from RefSeq and is a predicted model, not a curated record. Gene Ontology annotation, cellular component: chloroplast. Gene Ontology annotation, molecular function: protein binding.
UUUCUUCAUCACUCACUCUUUCACUCUCAAAAGAACAAAAAAAAAAGAAAAAACACACCAUAAUGUAUCGCGUUCUUCACCGCAGUUUCUGCACCUUUGCAGAAGAAUCAACCACCGUCGCCACCACCAACAUCAAAUCCAUUUCACAAGACCUCUUCAAAGAAAAGGAUCUCAAAACACUCGUUGAGAAGUUCAAAAAAGCUUCUGAUAUCGUUCGCUUCCGUAAAAAAUCCGGCAUAUAUGAAGACACCGUCCGCCGCCUCGCCGGAGCUAAACGCUUCCGAUGGAUCCGCGACAUUAUUGAACAUCAGAAGAAUUACUCGGAUAUUUCCAAUGAAGGUUUCUCUGCGCGUCUCAUUUCGCUUUAUGGUAAAUCGAACAUGCAUAGACAUGCACAGAAACUGUUUGAUGAAAUGCCUCAGAGAAACUGUAACCGUUCCGUGCUUUCUGUUAAUGCUUUGUUAGCUGCUUAUUUACAUUCUAAGCAAUAUGAUGUUGUUGAGCGUCUUUUCAAGGAGCUUCCUGAUAAGCUCUCUGUGAAACCUGAUUUGGUUUCGUAUAAUAUUUAUAUUAAGGCGUUGUUGGAAAAGGGUUCUUUUGAUUCUGCUGUUUCGGUUGUUGAUGAGAUGGAGAAGAUUGGUGUGAACACUGAUUUGAUCACGUUUAAUACUUUGCUUGAUGGGUUGUAUUCAAAGGGUCAUUUUGAGGAUGGUGAGAAACUGUGGGAGAAAAUGGAGGAGAAGAAUGUUGUUCCUACUAUUAGGACUUACAAUGCAAGGUUGUUGGGAUUGGCUAUGGUGAAGAAAACUGGUGAAGCUGUUGAGUUUUAUGAGGAAAUGGAGAAAAAGGGUGUGAAGCCGGAUAUUUUUAGCUUCAAUGCUUUGAUCAAAGGUUUUGCAAGUGAAGGGAACUUGGAUGAAGCUAAGAAGUGGUUUGAUGAAAUAGGAAAAUCUGAGUAUGAACCUGGUAAGGGCACUUAUUCUAUAAUUCUUCCUUUUUUGUGUGAGAAGGGUGAUUUGAAGACGGCCUUUGAGAUGGUUAAGAACAUAUUCUACAAUCGCUGCCGUGUUGAUGUAUCGUUGUUGCAACUUGUGGUGGACAAAAUGGCGAGUGAGUCCAUGGUUGCAGAGGCCAAGGAGAUUGUCGAAAAAGGGAUAAAGAAUAAUUUUUGUCGCUAUAAGCUAAAUUUGCCGGUAGAUGAGUGAGUAGUAAGUUUUGUUUCUUGUGUCAUUAUUAUUAAUUUUGAACUUCAUAUGUUUUACUAGUCAUAAUGGUGAAUUGACAAUUGCCUCCAUGAAUGGGUCUUGUUUUGCAAUCUGAGCUUUGUAACUGAUUGCUUGAAAAUGCCAUUUUCUGCCUGAUGAUUAUUGGUUCCUUUCCUUGUUGAAUAUCAGCCCUUAAAUUUUCCUA